Messenger RNA from Plasmodium inui San Antonio 1, 1434 nucleotides. RefSeq lists its product as hypothetical. Gene Ontology annotation, biological process: protein dephosphorylation. Bases 1 to 1434 code for a protein of 477 amino acids. Gene Ontology annotation, molecular function: protein tyrosine/serine/threonine phosphatase activity. NCBI's taxonomy places the organism in Eukaryota, Apicomplexa, Aconoidasida, Haemosporida, Plasmodiidae. The transcript has a single exon. The record is from RefSeq and is a predicted model, not a curated record.
AUGGUAGAGGACGAGGGGGGGAGCGGCUUCCGCCGUGUGAGCACCGUGACCCGCGUGAAUGCCGCGCGCCCUGGCCGUAAUAGCGAAGACGACGAAGAGAGAAGGACCCUCCCCCCUAGCAGAGAUGAUACCAUCCACUUGGAGGAAGACGAGACAGGGGAGUCUCCUCCGCUCGCCACCUCAAAAGGGAUCAGCCAGCUCUCAAUUCAAGAGAUCAAGGUGGGGAAGCUGAACUUAAGAUCGUUUAGACGCAAGAGGGAGGAAGAAAAAAAGAAGAAAAAACAGGAUGGAGGUGGCGAAAAUGACAAAUAUGGCGAAGACGCAGAUGAGCUAGACUACAUCGAUGACCUGGAUGACGAACGCAGGGGUGACCCCCCCAGUGGCACCCCCUCGUCCGACAAGGAAGACGUCCUUACCAAGAGCAGCUCCACCUGCACGGAGCUCCUGAAUGGUCGGUUAUUGCUAAGUGGGUACGAAUUCGCGGCGGACGGUGAAAAAUUGAGAGAAAAAAAAAUCACCCACAUUGUUAAUAUGGGAGGGGAAGAAUGCCCCAACAGAUUUGAAGCGACCAUUUCGUACAGAACGUACUACGUGAAGGACGACUUGCGAGAAGACAUGUUUUAUACUCUCCUGGAUGCGGCUCACUUUAUCGAAGAAAUGCUAACCAGUGAGAAAGGAAACAAAAUUCUAGUCCACUGCAACAAGGGAGUUUCCAGGUCCGUCAUCGUAGUUAUAUUUUUUCUCAUGACCCAUCUGGAGUUACCAUUUGGUGAUGCGUUCGAUCUGGUGAAGAAGCUACGCCCUCUGUCUAACCCUAACUUGAGCUUCGUCUCGCAGUUGCUAUGCCUGUUUCGGUUACGCAGGCGGCUUCGGAUCAGUGCCGUGGAAGAAACAGCUCUGGUGGGCAGCAACGGAGUAGCGACUCUGGCGGGCAGAAACAGAGUAGCGGCUCUGGCGGAACCCCCCCAAGGUGUCGACCCCCCCGGAGAAGUCACGCUCAUUUUCCGAAUCGAUGCAGCAGGUAAGGCACUCACGCUGACCAACCUGAUGAGCCUCUCCCCAGAUGAGAACGCCUGCACCAGUUGUGACAGCGCGGGUACGAAGGUCAUAGAGAUAGACCGGCGAUUUAACUACGUGGUGACCACAAACUUUCGCGCAUUCUACUUGUUGCUGCUUGACUCUACCUUCGAAGACGUGUGCACUCCCUUCUUUGAGCGCUUUGCCAGGAUAUGUCGAACCUUUUUUCAUUGCUGCCCUUCCGACUCGGCCGACUCGACGGACUUGACCCAAACUAUUGUUCGCUCCGACGUAGGCGAGCUCAUGCAGGGACUCCGAUUGGAAACACUACUGGUUAACGCCCUUCCCUGCAACGACGUGGCGUACCGAAAGGUGCAGGAGGUGUCGCAGCAGGUGCUGCAGCGGGGUGAGCACUAG